This is a messenger RNA of Porites lobata, 522 nucleotides long. The record is from the annotation of a GenBank genome assembly. Lineage: Eukaryota; Metazoa; Cnidaria; Anthozoa; Scleractinia; Poritidae.
AUAAGCGUGGACAGACUUCUCGCUUUGUUGUUGGGGUUCAAAUAUAAAGAAGCUGUUACUCUAAAGAGAGCAAAUAUAAUAGUAGUCGCUAUAUGGGUCUUAUCCAUUGUUGGGCCAUUCUGCAACGCUUAUCUUGCCAUAACUGUAUCUAUCUGUCUAUUUACGUUAUUUUUUUCUUACACAAAAAUUUUCCUCGCUCUGCGUUGUUAUCAAAUUCAUGUUCAGAGUCACGUUUCUGAAGGGCAACCGAGACAAGCAAUGCCACUGAAUAUGGUUCGAUACAGAAAAGGAGUGUACAGUGCAUUAUGGGUACUUGUUGCAUUGAUUAUUUGUUAUCUACCUCAUUAUAUUGCCGAAGUUUUAACAGGUCAAAUAGGGAUGACUUUAUCACUUUACAUUGCUAGGCAAUUUACAAUCAUUUUAGUUCUCCUAAAUUCAUCAUUAAAUCCAUUGUUGUACUGCUGGAAGAUCAGCGAGAUGAGGCAAGCUGUGAAAGAAACGCUCAGGCAACUUUUCUGUUAA